GAGUGUUCCAAAGAAGAUGAAGAUCUUCACAUCUUGAUAUCUGAAUUUGAGGAACUGGCUGAGAAAUACGACAUAUUUGCAUGUAAUAACUGCACUCAACCCACAAUAGAAGCAAAGCACAAGAAACGUGGCAAAACCCAAGAAAAAGAAUUUGAGGAUGCGUUUGGUCAGCAGGAUUGUGAUUCAAUAAAGCUUUCUGGAAACUCUUCACAAGGGUUUGAAGUUGAAGCCACGCAUCAGCGAUUCGCAAAUCAAGAGGUGCAAACGAAUUCUGUCGGAAAAUCCGAACUGCAAGAUGAACUCCUGCACCUUACGCGCCAAAUAGCCAAGAAAAUGAAUCAAUCUCCAUACGCGAAGGAAUUAAUGCAACAGAUUGUUGCUGUUAAUCCCAAAAGCAGUUAUUCAGACUCUUUGUUAAACCUGCCAUAUUCAGUGUUUCGACGUACCGAAUCGGUUCCCGAGAUCACGCUGCUAUCCACGUUAGAAGAACAAAAGCACAAUUUUAUGACACUAUUGCUGCGGCUCCGAAGUGUGUGCUUCGCGGAACUGCUCAGUACUCCGGAGGAUAGGAAACGUAAGAAGAAAUUUGUAAAGGAGAUUCACGUCCGUCUCAACGAAUCACUGGAUAGAAUAGAAAAACUAAGUCAGGAGCUUGAUCAGUUAAAUGAGAGAAACAAAAGAGAGGAUGAGAAAACAUCAAACAGGGUUGAAAGUUUACAGAACGAGAUGAACAAUCUCCAGAACUACAUGAAGGCACGCGUGAAACGAACGGUCGAUGAGGAGCAACAAAGAAAGAAUCUUAUACUGCAGAAAAGUCAAGAAAAGCAAACUGAGCUGGAAAAGGAAUUGCAUGGUCUGAAGGCCUCUUACAGCAAGUUGGUCGAAGACAAUCAGAAAGUAGAGGUUCGCCAAAGGAACCAGGUUUACAAGAUGGAGACGGAACUUGAAAGCGUGAUUCAAAAAUUCGACCGCGAGAUGAUGGCGCUGCAGAGUGAAUAUGAUCAAUUGGAUGAGGAGUACACGAACGAUAAACUGGAGCUGACAGAACUCGAGGAGAAGUUCUCCACGCUGGAAGAAGAGUACUUGAAAAUCAUGGAAAAACGUCGAUUGGAGGAAGAAAAACGCAAACAAGAAGAGGAGGAGCAGCGUGUUUUGGAAGAGGGUGUCACGAUGAUCCAAGCCUUCUGGCGAUCGUAUCAGACAAGGAAAGCAGUCAGGGGCCGACGGGACGGAUCACAAAAGCGGAAAAGAUAAACCGACUCGGUGUACUCAUAAUUAUCACAAGAACUGACUGCUUUAUCCUGUGCGCACUACACUUCAGUGACCUAGAUUACUUAACAAAUACAUCAGUACUGGCG
Molecule: messenger RNA, 1358 nt
Organism: Opisthorchis viverrini
Lineage: Eukaryota; Metazoa; Platyhelminthes; Trematoda; Opisthorchiida; Opisthorchiidae
Exons: 6
Molecular function (GO): protein binding
Source: RefSeq, a predicted model, not a curated record